CAUGGCGGCCGGGCCAGAUUGAGCCGCUCGCAUCGGGGCCUCCAGAGCCGGGCAUGGGGGGGGCGCAGCCUCAGCGCCCCUAGGGCAGCAGCCAGUGAGGCUGACAAUAAUAGCUGAUAUUCCUAAGUGCAACCAUUGUGAAGCAAGGCUGAGCAGACAAUCAGCCAGUUUCCCGUGCCCAAACAGUCGAUUUUAAUCAACAUUAUAUUACUGGAGAAUUGCGUUUCAAGCAGUCUCAAGUGACAGAAGAAGCAGGUCUUCACUAUAAUGGAAGAGGCCAAGAGCUCAAAAAAUGGAAAUCAUGACCCAAGAAAGUCUACCCGUGUUGUCUGUGAAGAAGGCAAAGCAGUCAGAGUUAUAAACAAUCAGAAUUAUAAACACAAUAGAAAUGAUAAAUCUGUAAAAGAUGUUGGGAGAAGUUCUCCAAGUGGGAGCAGUAGCAAAAAGAGUAAACAAAAUGAUGUUUGUUCUGAAAAAUCAGGAGAAAAUAAAUCAUGUAAAGUAAAUAGUUGCAUUCCUGGAUCUAAAGAUAUGGGGUCAAACCUUCAGGAUCGAAGUCAUGGCAAAGCAAAAAAAAUAUCUAAUUUACCAGCAACAGUAGAAAACCUGAAACAGACAAAAGUUCAGCAGACAGGAGAAAACUCUCCAAGCUCCCAUAUUUCUGGGAAUGGAAUCAGUAUGGAAACCUUACCAGCUACACAAAGAGGGAAAUUGGUAUUGGAAAAUCCACCAGGAGUUCAUAUGUCAAAAACAAGCACGGAUCAGACUGGUGACUCUGGUAAGACAGUUUCAAAUCAAAGAACAGUGGAGCACAAGUCUGAUGACUUUAGCAAAAUGAAGAAUCCUGAAUCAGCUAAAGAACAUAAUUUGGAGGCUGAGUAUUUAGAAAACACUGCUGUAAUUGAUGAGUCUACUCUGACAGCAGAACAGCAGCUAGGCUUGAAACAAGCAGAAGAGCGACUGGAAAGAGAUUAUAUCUCCCGACUAGAAAAACGCUCCCCAGAAUAUGCCAACUGCCAGUAUCUAUGCAAACUCUGCUUGGUUCACAUUGAAAAUAUCCAGGGAGCUCACAAGCACAUUAAAGAAAAACGCCAUAAGAAAAAUAUAACGGAAAAACAGGAAGAAAAUGAGCUGCGUGGCCUCCCAGCUUCCUCCCCUGCACAGGUGGCUGCUUUGACUUUUACACUCAUGGAGGCAGCAAAUGAACAAGGCAUAUCAGAUGAUGACUUCAGAAUCCGCCAAGAAAUUGUAAACGAGAUGGAGAAGAUUAUUCAACAGCCCUUACCAGAGUGUUCACUGAGGAUGUAUGGCUCCUGUCUAACUAGAUUUGCUUUUAAAACCAGUGAUGUUAAUAUUGACAUAAAAUUUCCCUCCAAGAUGAGUCACCCAGAUGUUCUGAUACAGGUGCUUGACAUUUUAAAAAACUGUGCUUUUUACUCAGAUGUGGAGUCAGAUUUCCAUGCCAAAGUUCCUGUUGUCUUUUGCAAAGAUGUUAAAAGUGGUUUAACUUGUAAAGUGAGUGCUAGAAAUGAUGUGGCCUGUCUUACAACUGACUUGCUGGCUGCACUUGGCAAACUGGAACCUGUCCUUGCUCCCUUGGUGUUGGCUUUCCGCUACUGGGCUAGAUUGUGCCAUAUUGACUGCCAGGCAGAAGGUGGGAUUCCCUCAUAUUCUUUUGCCUUAAUGGUGAUAUUUUUUCUUCAACAAAGAAAACCACCCAUUUUACCAUCCUAUUUAGGCACUUGGAUUGAAGGCUUUGAUUUAAAGAGGGCAGAUGACUACACACUGAGAGGUAUAGAAGAGGAGAAGUUUGUAAGAUGGGAAUACAAGCCAACAAAUAAUGGAGCGGGGAAAAAUUCAAGUGGUGUAGAAGGCAAAGCCAAAGCUGAACAGCAAAAAGGUGGUAAGAAGUCAACAAGCUCAGAAACGGACAACCAAAGUAAUGCGAAGGAGAAACAUGGCAAAUCUCCCUUAGCAUUUGAAAAACCCCACCAAAUAUCCCUGGGGCAACUGUGGUUAGAACUGUUGAAGUUUUACACACUGGAAUUUGCUUUGGAGGAAUAUGUCAUCAGCAUACGGGUACAAGAACUCUUAACCAGAGAGAACAAAAACUGGCCUAAAAGGCGAAUAGCCAUUGAAGAUCCUUUUGCACUAAAGAGGAAUGUUGCACGAAGCCUAAAUAGCCAGAUGGUGUUUGAGUACAUCCUAGAGCGAUUCAGGACAGCGUAUAAAUAUUUUGCAUGUCCACAAACUAAAGAUGGGAUUAAAUCCAAAUCAGAUACCAAGAAAAAAGAAAAGGAAAAAAUUAGCAGCAAGAAAGAUGCAAAAUCUGGAGAACCUGUAGCCAACUGUUGCCUUCCACAGGGAGAAAAUGUUUUAGAGAAACAGAAUGCAGGAAAUGGAUGUAGUAUACAUGAAUAUGAACUUGAAUGUAAUGAAAUGGAAUUUACAUCCAGGAAAUGUAUUUCUGAGAACACAGACAGUUUGUUAGUAAAUAAGACAGAUGCAUUGGACUCCAAUUAUGAUGAAGACAGAGAGGAAACAGUAUCUCUUAUUUCUAAAGAAUGCUGUGAAUUAAAGCAAAAAUCACUCAAAGAGAAAGAUGAUCUAGAGCUUUCAGAAAUUUGUCUAAAUAAAGACAAGCUAAGCCACCAUUGUAAUUGCAGUGAACGUUGGUUCCAUGACCCAAAUUCUGUUAAUGAAUUUGUUGAUGUUGAAAGUGGACAGAGUUCAGUAAUGGAGUGUUCACAGAAGAAUAAGUGCACUAGCACAUCAGCUACCUCGCACAACUGCAAAGCAAUGGUAGAUGUUUGUAACCUUAAAGAUGAAGAUAAACUCUCCAGAGAAGAAAUGCAUUAUGUGUUUGAUAAAUUUAUUUUAACUUCUGGAAAGCCUCCAACUAUAGUAUGCAGCAUCUGCAAACGUGAUGGCCAUUCCAAAAAUGACUGCCCAGAGGAUUUUAAGAAAAUUGAUCUAAAACCACUACCACCAAUGACAAACAGAUUUCGGGAAAUACUUGAUAUAGUGUGUAAGAGAUGCUUUGAUGAAUUAUCACCUCCUUUCUCUGAGCAACAAAACAGAGAACAAAUUCUGGCAAGUUUGGAAAGAUUUAUUAGAAAAGAAUACAACGAUAAAGCCAGACUGUGCUUAUUUGGCUCUUCAAAAAAUGGAUUUGGAUUCCGGGACAGUGAUCUGGAUAUCUGCAUGACCUUGGAAGGCCAUGAAAAUGCAGAGAAACUAAAUUGUAAGGAAAUAAUUGAAGGUUUGGCAAAAAUUCUUAAAAAGCAUCCAGGUUUAAAAAACAUCUUGCCUAUAACAACAGCCAAAGUGCCUAUAGUAAAAUUUGAACACAGACGCAGUGGCUUAGAGGGAGACAUCAGCUUAUACAAUACUCUAGCACAGCAUAACACAAGAAUGCUGGCUACAUAUGCAGCUAUUGAUCCUAGAGUGCAAUAUUUGGGAUAUACAAUGAAAGUUUUUGCUAAGCGCUGUGACAUUGGAGACGCAUCCAGAGGAAGCCUAUCUUCAUAUGCCUAUAUCCUUAUGGUGUUGUACUUUCUGCAACAGAGAAAUCCCCCAGUUAUCCCAGUUCUUCAGGAGAUAUUUGAUGGAAAACAGAUUCCUCAGAGAAUGGUUGAUGGGUGGAAUGCCUUUUUCUUUGAUGACAUGGAAGAGCUGAAGAAGCGUUUGCCUUCACUUGGAAAGAACACUGAGUCACUUGGAGAACUCUGGUUAGGGUUGCUGCGAUUCUACACUGAAGAAUUUGACUUCAAGGAAUAUGUGAUCAGCAUUCGGCAGAAGAAACUACUAACCACCUUUGAGAAACAGUGGACAUCCAAAUGCAUUGCCAUUGAAGAUCCUUUUGACUUGAAUCAUAAUCUUGGUGCUGGAGUCUCCAGAAAAAUGACCAAUUUCAUAAUGAAGGCAUUUAUCAAUGGGAGAAAACUGUUUGGUACCCCAUUCUAUCCAAUCCUGGGAAGAGAAGCUGAAUACUUCUUUGACUCCAAAGUAUUGACAGAUGGGGAGCUGGCACCCAAUGAUAGAUGCUGCCGUGUCUGUGGAAAAAUUGGUCACUACAUGAAAGACUGUCCAAAAAGGAGAAGGCUGAAGAAGAAGGAGAAUGAGAAAGACGAUGAAAAAGAAGUGAAAGAAGAGGACAGGGAGACUAGAGAGAAGAGAUGUUUCAUCUGUGGGGAUGUGGGACAUGUUCGAAGGGAUUGUCCUGAGUUCAAACAAACUCGACCGAGAAAUAACAGCGUGCCAGGUGCCCAGUUGGUCCGAAGCCUGGUAAAUGCACAGCUGGUGACAGGGUCAGUUCAACAGCAAGUGGAACGACCAUUACGUACCAGACAACCGUCAGAAUGUUCUGAUUCGCAUCAGUCAUCUUACUCUCCACAGCCUCAGCAAUUUACACAGAAUUCCUCUCAACCAGCCUCUAUUAACCAGGCUCAGCCACAACCAGUGUCCCAGUCUAAGCACGUUCCACAGCCACAGCAGGGUGCACAGCCACCCCAUCAGGUCCAGCUGCCUUUGUUUAACUUUACCCAAUCUCCCCCAGGUCAGUAUUCCACCUUGCAUAACCUGGGACUACUUCAGAUGCACCAUCACCACCAAAUUCAGCUUCCCAACACUUCGUGGCCUAUUCAUGGGCCCGUUAUUCAUUCUGCAGCGGGUAACCCUCCUCAUUCAACAAAUAGCAGUGUAAGCUUGAAUGAUCCCAGUAUCAUCUUUGCACAGCCUGCUGCCAGGCCCAUGGGAAUCCCCAGCACUUCUCAUGAGGGACACUGGCACAACCCCGUGACUCCAAACUCACUGGUGAACAAUGGCACUGUGGGGAAUUCAGAUCAGGGUUUCCAAGGACAGUUUGGUAAAAUGAACCCUCCUUCUGUCCCUUGGGACCAUGGGACCCCUACCCAUUUUCCUCUCCUCCGAGGAGUGUGGCCUUACAAUAUGCCUCAGAACUACAUGCAGCAGGGAAAUGCCAGCUAUCCACCGAGCAAACCUUUCUACCCUCAAGCUGGUCCACUGAUGCAGAAUAACCAGCGGUUCUCGCUUCUGUCUCAAGGACACCCACACUUGAAUAUGAAUUACAUUCAACAGAAAAAAUGAAAUGUAAUGGGAGGGGGGAGAAAAAUCAGGUUCUGAUUUAAAAUCUUAAUGCAACAUGUUUAGAUACAAGAUUAUUUAAGACUGUUUUUAAACUGUAUCAUUUGUAUAUAGAUAUGAUCUAUAGUUUUUACUAGUAUCACAAAAUUGAGUGAUACAAAUUUCAUCUAUUUUAUUACCCUAUUUUUAAGGGCAAUUGUGUUUUGUUUUAUCUUGGUAAACUGUAAAGAGAGAAUUUUUAAAAUUAAGUUCUUUAUUUUCUAUUAGCUGUAUUCAUACUUUGGUUGCUUCAGACUUUAUAUAUAUUGUUCUAAAAAUAAAAUUAGAAAGGGAUUUCAUGUGUUUUAAAAAAAAUUGUC
This is a messenger RNA of Emys orbicularis (European pond turtle), 5465 nucleotides long. RefSeq names its product terminal uridylyl transferase 4 (gene TUT4). Lineage: Eukaryota; Metazoa; Chordata; Testudines; Emydidae. The transcript is spliced from 32 exons. The coding region runs from base 268 to 5109 and encodes 1613 amino acids. The record is from RefSeq and is a predicted model, not a curated record. Gene Ontology annotation, molecular function: nucleic acid binding; zinc ion binding; RNA uridylyltransferase activity.